Molecule: messenger RNA, 261 nt
Organism: Scutellospora calospora
Lineage: Eukaryota; Fungi; Glomeromycota; Glomeromycetes; Diversisporales; Gigasporaceae
Source: the annotation of a GenBank genome assembly
AUGGAGGAUCAACUAACAACUCUAACAUCAACAGCACAAGAAGAACCAUUAUGUAAAGGAAUUUUAAGAGCAAUUAGCUCUUUAACGCCAAUUUCUGAAGAGCAACAUCAAAAAUUAGAAGGACAAUAUCUCUUUCCAAUUCAAAAUAUUAAUAUCAAUUUAAGUAUUUUACAAAAAAUUAAUUUAGAAACAAAUAAAAAUAUAGUAAUAGAUAUUGAUGAUACUGAAAUUGUUGAAGAAGUUACAAAAUCAACAAGAAAG